CUGACUUCAGUGAGCUGGAUAAUGUCCUGCAAAAAAUGGGUAUAAAGCCCUCACCUAAAGGACACUUGCAGCCAGAGAAGUCACUUCCAGUUAAUGCUAGUAGAAAUAUGUAUAAGAAUAAGUUGCUGACUUCUCCAAAAGAUAUAAAAGGAUUGCAAGUUGAUGACCAUGACCUUGACUCUAUUCUUGAAAACAUGGCAGUCAGUCUUCCAGCUGAGGAACUUAAUGAUCUUACUCUAACUCCACCAGUUGAUGCGAAUGGGAAGUUUGGUGUCAAUAUCUUAACAGAUGGAAUGGAUGGAGUAAAAGCUAUUACAGGAAAGGUUGAUAUAAAUGACAUGAAAAAAGUUCCAGGAAACGUGGGGAGAGAACUCAAAGAUAAUAAAUAUGAGGCGUUGGUGAAUAAUCUGCCAAUCAAUGGAGGGAAGGUUAAUGUGAGUAAUGUGGACAGCAUUCUGGGGGACAUGAGGAUUAAGCUCCCACAAAAGGAACGGGAAAAACUGACAGAAAACCUGCUACUUAAUGCUAAUGGGAAGGUUGAACUCGGCACACUGAUGGAUGCAGUGACCAAUGUUACAGGAGGGGAAGUUAACGUCAGUGAUAUUGAAAGUAUUCUGGAAAAAACUGGGAUAGAGCUCACAGAUAAGGAGUGCUUAGAACUAAAGAAGUAUCUGCCAGUUGAUGCUGUUGGAAAGGUGUACCAAAAUAGGGUGAUGGAUGGUUUGAAAACUCUUAAAGGAGGGAUUGUUGAUGUCGCCAAAUUAGACACUGCUUUGCAAAGCAUGGGAAUGAAACUCACAGGAAUGGAAAGUAAUGAUUUGAUAAAGAACCUACCUGUUGAUGAUAAUGGGAAGAUUAAAAUGAAAAAAUUAAUGGAUGCAUUGAAUGCUUUUUCUGGAAAAAAGAUUGAUGCCAAUGACCUACUAGAAGUUCUGGGAAACAUGGGGAUCGAGCUCACCGAGGAGGAAUUUUUGAAGCUGAAACAAAUUGUGCCAAUUGACGCUGCUGGAAAGGUGUAUCAGAAAAGAUUGUUGGAUGGGGUGAAGUCAUUAAAAGAAGGAAUGGUUAAAGCCAAUGACCUAGACAACGUUCUGGAAAACCUGGGAAUUGAACUCACAGAAAUGGAACAUGAAGAUCUGACAGAAUAUUUGCCACCUGACGCAAAUGGGAAGAUUGGUCUCAAAAAUGUGAUAGAAGCAGUAGAAGCUGUUACAGGAGGAGAGGUUGAUGUCAGUGAUGUGGGAAAUGUCCUGGAAGACAUGGGAGUAACUGUCACAGAUAAGGAAUGUGGAGAGCUGGUAAAGAAUCUGCCAGUUAAUGCUAAUGGGAAAGUCUACAAGAAUAGGUUGCUGGAUGGUUUGAAGUCUCUUCAUGGAAAACAGAUUGAUGCCAAUGAUCUGCUAGAAGUUCUUGAAAACAUGGGGAUCGAGCUCACUGAGGAGGAAUUUGUGAAACUGAAACAAACUGUGCCAAUUGAUGCUGCUGGAAAGGUGUAUCAGAAAAGAUUGUUGGAUGGGGUAAAGUCAUUAAAAGGAGGAAUGGUUAAAGCCAAUAACCUAGAUAAUGUGCUGGAAAACCUGGGAAUUGAACUCACAGAAAAGGAACGUGAAGAUCUGACAGAAAAUUUGCCACCUGACGCAAAUGGGAAGAUUGGUUUCAAAAACGUGAUGGAAGCAAUGGAAACUGUUACAGGAGGAGAGGUUGAUGUCAGUGAUGUGGGAAAUGUCCUGGAAGACAUGGGAGUAACCGUCACAGAUAAGGAAUAUGGAGAGCUGGUAAAGAAUCUGCCAGUUAAUGCUGAUGGGAAAGUCUACAAGAAUAGGUUGCUGGAUGGCUUGAAGUCUCUUCAUGGAGGGGUUGUUAAUGUCAAUAAGCUUGAUUCGGUUUUGAGAACCAUGGGAUGGAAACUCACCGAAGAUGAAAUUAAGGAUCUCAAAUGCAACAUACCCACUGAUGUAUAUGGGAGAGUUGCAAUGAAAAAGUUGUUUGAUGGAUUAAAAGCUACUAAAGGAAAAAAGAUGAAUGUGCAUCAUGUACCAGAUUUUGUAAGCAAUUUGGGUGUUGAGCUAACAGAUAAAGAAAAUAAGAGGCUGCUGAAGAAGCUUCCAGUUGAUGCUUCUGGGAAGUUCUCUCAAAAUAGAUUGUUGGAUAAUCAGAAGUCUUUCAUAGGAAAAAAGAUUGAUGCCAAUGAUCUGCUAGAAGUUCUUGGAAAUAUGGGGAUCGAGCUCACUGAGGAGGAAUUUGUGAAGCUGAAAAAAAUUGUGCCAAUUGAUGCUGCUGGAAAGGUGUAUCAGAAAAGAUUGUUGGAUGGGGUGAAGUUAUUAAAAGGAGGAAUGGUUAAAGCCAAUAACCUAGACAAUGUGCUGGAAAACCUGGGAAUUGAACUCAUGGAAAAGGAACAUGAAGAUCUGACAGAAUAUUUGCCACCUGAUGCAAAUGGGAAGAUUGGUCUCAAAAACUUGAUGGAAGCAGUGGAAACUGUUACAGGAGGAGAGGUUGAUGUCAGUGAUGUGGGAAAUGUCCUGGGAAACAUGGGAGUAACCAUCACAGAUAAGGAAUGUGGAGAGCUGGUAAAGAAUCUGCCAGUUAAUGCUAAUGGGAAAGUCUACAAGAGUAGGUUGCUGGAUGGUUUGAAGUCUCUUCAUGGAAAAAACAUUGAUGUCAAUGAUCUGCUAGAAGUUCUGGGAAACAUGGGGAUUGAGCUCACUGAGGAGGAAUUUGUGAAACUGAAACAAACUGUGCCAAUUGACGCUGCUGGAAAGGUGUAUCAGAAAAGAUUGUUGGAUGGGGUGAAGUCAUUAAAAGGAGGAAUGGUUAAAGCCAAUAACCUAGAUAAUGUGCUGGAAAACCUGGGAAUUGAACUCACAGAAAAGGAACGUGAAGAUCUGACAGAAUAUUUGCCACCUGAUGAAAAUGGGAAGAUUGGUCUCAAAAACGUGAUGGAAGCAGUGGAAACCGUUACAGGAGGAGAGGUUGAUGUCAGUGAUGUGGGAAAUGUCCUGGAAGACAUGGGAGUAACCGUCACAGAUAAGGAAUGUGGAGAGCUGGUAAAGAAUCUGCCAGUUAAUGCUGAUGGGAAAGUCUACAAGAAUAGGUUGCUAGAUGGCUUGAAGUCUCUUCAUGGAGGGGUUGUUAAUGUCAAUAAGCUCGAUUCGGUUUUGAGAACCAUGGGAUGGAAACUCACAGAAGACGAAAUUAAGGAUCUCAAAUGCAACCUGCCCACUGAUGUGUAUGGGAGAGUUGCAAUGAGAAAGUUGUUUGAUGGAUUAAAAGCUACUAAAGGAAAAAAGAUGAGUGUGCAACAUGUACCAGAUUUUGUAAGCAAUUUGGGUGUUGAGCUAACAGAUAAAGAAAAUAAGAGGCUGCUGAAGAAGCUUCCAGUUGAUGCUUCUGGGAAGAUCUAUCAAAAUAGAUUGUUGGAUAAUCUGAAGUCUUUCACAGGAGGGAAGGUUGAAAGAAGUAAAGUCAAUACCGUUCUAGAAAACAUGGGACUCGAGCUCACAGGAAAGGAGAUUCAAAGUCUAACAGAUAACCUAUCAGUUGAUGGUAAUGGGAAGGUUGAUUUUGAUAAGUUGAUGGAUGGUGUGAAAGCUCUUACAGGUGAGAAGUUGAUACUAGCCUAA
Molecule: messenger RNA, 3623 nt
Organism: Mustela lutreola (European mink)
Lineage: Eukaryota; Metazoa; Chordata; Mammalia; Carnivora; Mustelidae
Exons: 45
Coding region: 36-3623 (1195 amino acids)
Source: RefSeq, a predicted model, not a curated record